Molecule: messenger RNA, 590 nt
Organism: Laetiporus sulphureus 93-53
Lineage: Eukaryota; Fungi; Basidiomycota; Agaricomycetes; Polyporales; Laetiporaceae
Exons: 1
Coding region: 94-399 (101 amino acids)
Source: RefSeq, a predicted model, not a curated record
AGCGGAGAACAUUUAUAGGGGACAAGUAAAUGCAAAUGGAAACAUCUCUGAACCCGAGCUCUGACACCUUGGUUGACCCUUUCUGCAUGGAUCAUGAUAAUACUCCAUGUCGCGCUUCUCGACUCUACAAAGCGCCUCUCGCGUGCGAAAUGCGCGGCCGCGAGGGGAAGAAUGCUUGAAUCCGGGGAUAACAGGAGAGAUGUGGACGAUUUCUCGGAAGGGCGUGAGACAAUUACCCGUCGACAGUCUCAGGCGCGUGGGGGGACCGGGUGUGAGGCGUUUUCUGAUAGGCUUGAGAAGCUCAUCCUAGUCGCACGGUUCAACGAAUUACCACCCAUUGAGGAGAAUCUCCCUCGCCAUGGCUUUCUCACAAGAGCGAAGCUGUGUGUCAAUGAAUGAUCAGAGACGACGUUGAUUCACUUCGGUCGAAUGAUCUCUCCUGUAGGCGCCUUGCAGCGUCACAAAACUUACGCAUCCCCGCAUCGUGACCAGAGAGGCGCUCUCUAUCGCAUAAGAUCGAUGAUCAGCAACCGAAAGUACAUUGCCGCUUCCCCCACUGUUCGUCUCAGAAGAUAUGGCCAUGCAUGACA